GAAUAUGAAUGGGAUUGCAGUCUAUCAUCACAGCUGACAGUAGUAUUGAAUACCUAUAGUCUGCUUGUAAUGCCUGUCAAUGACAACGAUUAGUCAAUCAGUAAUCAAUUAUUUAUAAGUCUAUGGUUUGAAUAAAACUGUAACUCAUUGUCAACUGUCGUAUCCAUUGAAUGACACACCGAUCCCAUAGAUAAGAGGCAAAUGUGAAAUAAGUUUGUCUUUUGAUAAGCCGUUCAAACAUAAAGACUCAUUGAGUCAGUGCUUCACUCUUUUCAUUGUUUCAUGAAUAAUGUAAUUCACGUCUCAUUUGUCGCAUUGUUUGCCGAAAAUCACACCAAAACUCGUGUCAAUCGGUGCGAAGAAGUGACGGCAAUAUCGGUGACCAAUGGCUGACAUGUCGUCCAACGGGUAUAAGUGGAAGGAAUUGGUUCGUGAGCUCAAAGUGGAGCCCUUCCUCUUCCUCUACAUGUUCUCCUACAGCCUGUCCUCGAUGUCCAUAUCACAGCUCAUUCAGGACAAGCUGUGUCUCUUGACGUACGGCAAGUCCGCCCAAUACUGCAUUGAAAUCAACUCUCAAGAGUUCGACCACUCGGCCGACCCCAUCAAGAGUGCCAUUCUCGCCGACUCCGGCUAUAUCAUACUCUACCGGAUGAUCAUAUCGACCAUUCCCUGUACCAUUUGGUCCCUUUUCAUUGGCUCCUGGAGUGAUAAAUACAUCCAGGGGCGCAAAAUCAUCAUGGUCUUUGGCUGUAUUGGCGCUAUACUUGAGUCCGUGUUUCUCAUCAUAAAUGCGGCCGCUUUUCACACCGACGUCUAUCUCAUGUUACUGUGUUUCCUGCCGUCGGCACUAUUUGGUGGUAUUGUGGCCACACUUAUGUCCACUUAUGCCUACUGUUCCGCCAAUAGUGAUCCCACCAAACGAGCCAUUCGUUUCGCUUGUCUUGAAGUGAGCUUUUGGUUGCCUCAACCGUUUGGGUCUUUCGUUGGCGGACAGAUUCUGGGCGAUGGCAACAAAUACAGUGAUCAACAGCUCUACCACUACAUCGCCGUAUUUAUCGGUCAGUUACUAAUCUCGUUAUAUAUUUUUUAUCGGUUU
Molecule: messenger RNA, 1096 nt
Organism: Oppiella nova
Lineage: Eukaryota; Metazoa; Arthropoda; Arachnida; Sarcoptiformes; Oppiidae
Source: the annotation of a GenBank genome assembly